Rotaria socialis is the source of this 702-nucleotide messenger RNA. Lineage: Eukaryota; Metazoa; Rotifera; Eurotatoria; Philodinida; Philodinidae. The record is from the annotation of a GenBank genome assembly.
AUGAAAUUACCUAAUCGACAGAAAAGAAAGAAUUUCGAAUCUAACCCGGAGAAAAUUGGAUCUAAUAUUUCCGAUCUAGUACGUGUUCAAAUGACAAUGAAAGCUAAAAUGAAUCUACAGACUGGUAUCUCUACCGGGGUCGAAACAGUUAGAUUACCGGAUAAGUUGAAUGUGGCUCACGUGCUGUUCAAUGAAAGUAUUCAACAGCGACUCGAACAAGUAUCCAAAGAAGCCGAACGUGUACUUGGACUGAUUAUCGAGGAUUUAGAAGAUGAACAAGAUCGACUAUUAGAUUAUACACAAGAAAUACAAUCCGGAUACGAACGACAAUAUCGUGAAUGGUUACAGAAAUAUAUCAUCGAACUCGAUCAAUGGAAAUCAAUCGAAUUGAGUAGGCUUCAUGAGAAAUUACAAAAGUACGAAAGAGACAUGAACUAUGUGUUUCAAGAAAAGCUUGAGCUUCUCAAUCGAGAAGUUGAAACUGCAAAAUCUAGAAUUCUUCGUGAAGAACAGGAGAAAGGAUCGAAAGAAACUAAAAGUAUCAUUUCUAACAUAGAAGAAAUUUCACGACAAAACAAAAUGCAGAACAUUGAAAUGGAAGAAGAUACCGAUAUUCAUUUAAAGUUACAAGCAAAUACCAGAAAUAAAGUCAUGGGAGAGAAUUCGAUCAACAAUUAUCCUUAUUUAGACAUUUGGUCAUGA